Podarcis raffonei (Aeolian wall lizard) is the source of this 1015-nucleotide messenger RNA. It is a transcript of the gene EXOSC7, whose product is annotated as exosome component 7. Bases 87 to 959 code for a protein of 290 amino acids. Gene Ontology annotation, cellular component: cytoplasmic exosome (RNase complex); nuclear exosome (RNase complex). The record is from RefSeq and is a predicted model, not a curated record. NCBI's taxonomy places the organism in Eukaryota, Metazoa, Chordata, Lepidosauria, Squamata, Lacertidae. The transcript has 8 exons. Gene Ontology annotation, biological process: exonucleolytic trimming to generate mature 3'-end of 5.8S rRNA from tricistronic rRNA transcript (SSU-rRNA, 5.8S rRNA, LSU-rRNA); U1 snRNA 3'-end processing; U5 snRNA 3'-end processing.
CAGGGAGUGGGCGCCCUUUUGCUGAUGGCGACGGCCCGGCGCGCGGCGUUCGGAGGGCGGCGCAUGCGCGUGAGGGUGUCCUCGCCAUGGCGUCGGUGGUGCUGAGCGAGGCGGAGAAAGUGUACGUCGUGCACGGCGUCCAGGAGGAUCUUCGGGUGGAUGGCCGUGGUUGUGAAGAUUACAGAUGUACUGAAGUGGAAACAGAUGUAGUAUCUAAUACAAGUGGGUCUGCCAGAGUAAAACUUGGGCACACAGACAUCCUGGUUGGAGUCAAGGCAGAAAUGGGAGCACCGAAGCUGGAUAGACCAAAUGAAGGAUACUUGGAAUUCUUUGUUGAUUGCUCAGCCAAUGCCACUCCCGAAUUUGAGGGCCGUGGCGGAGAGGAGCUGGGCACUGAAAUAGCAAACACCCUCUACAGAAUUUUUAACAACGAGAGCAGCAUUGACUUGAAGUUGCUUUGCAUUGCUCCCCGAGAGCACUGCUGGGUGCUUUACGUCGAUGUCCUGUUACUGGAGUGUGGUGGAAACUUGUUUGAUGCCAUCUCUGUUGCAGUGAAGGCAGCACUGUUUAAUACCAGAAUACCCAAAGUACGCGUUUUGGAGGAUGAAGGUGGACGGGAAAUUGAACUUUCUGAUGAUCCUUUUGACUGUAUUCGACUUAAUGUAGAUAAUGUACCUUGUAUUGUUACACUAAGCAAAAUUGGCUAUAGGCAUGUAGUGGACGCUACACUUCAGGAGGAAGCGUGUUCUCUGGCUAGCCUCCUCAUUUCUGUGACCAGUCGAGGUGUCCUAACCUGUAUGAAGAAAGUGGGAAGGGGGAGUCUUGAUCCAGAAAGCAUAUUUGAGAUGAUGGAGACUGGAAAGAGGGUGGGAAAGUUGUUGCACACCUCUUUGCAAUCUGCCUUGGAUAAAGAAGAAAGUCUUGGACCAACACGGAAAAAAGUUGGAUUCCUGGGAUGAGCCUCAUUGUUACAUUGAGCAUCUGUCAAGGACUGGGUUGGUUGGUUGGUUGGUUG